AUGCUAGCAAAUGUUAAUGAUAAGAAACCUAUUAUGACUAACCCUUGGGAAGAGAAAGUCUGCAAAAUGGCUCAAACGAGUUUACUGCAGGGGAAGCAGUUUUACUGUAGGGAGUGGGUUUUCCACAAGCUUCAGCAUUGCCUCCAGGAGAAGACUAACUGCUGCAACAGUGCUGUCAACACACCACCGCUUGUAAUGAAUUCUGGGAAUAAUGCUAGUGUUGUCUCUGGGAAAGGAGCUGCCUGGGGUGUGUUAUUGGUAGGAGGGCCUGGCAGUGGCAAGACAGCCUUAUGCACUGAACUCUUGUGGCCAAGUUCACCUACAAGCUUGCAGAGAGGUUUACAUCGCCAGGCGUUGGCCUUUCAUUUCUGCAAAGCUCAGGACUCUGAUACAUUGUGUGUUGGAGGGUUUAUUAGAGGUCUCGUUGCUCAGAUCUGCCGUAGUGGACUACUCCAAGGAUAUGAAGACAAACUAAGGGAUCCAGCAGUUCAAAGCCUCCUACAGCCUGGGGAAUGUGAGAGAAACCCAGCAGAAGCAUUUAAAAGGUGCGUCCUGCUCCCUCUUUUGGGAAUGAAGCCACCCCAGCAAAGCCUCUAUCUUCUUGUGGAUUCUGUGGACGAAGGGUGUAACAUUACUGAAGGUGAACAGACGUCCACCAGCUUAUCUGGGACUGUGGCAGAGCUUUUGGCUGGUCACCACGAGUUCUUUCCACCGUGGCUAUUACUUCUCUGUUCUGCCCGAAAACAGAGCAAAGCUGUUACUAAAAUGUUUACUGGUUUUCGAAAAAUAAGUUUAGAUGACCUUCGGAAGGCAUAUAUCGUUAAGGAUGUUCAGCAGUACAUCCUUCAUCGUUUAGAUCAAGAAGAAGCUUUGCGACAACACCUCACGAAAGAAACUGCAGAGAUGUUAAAUCAACUGCACAUUAAAAGUAGCGGAUGCUUUCUUUAUCUAGAACGAGUUCUUGAUGGAGUUGUAGAAAAUUUUAUUAUGUUGAGAGAGAUUCGUGACAUCCCAGGAACUCUAAAUGGUCUAUAUCUCUGGCUGUGUCAAAGACUUUUUGUAAGAAAACAGUUUGCAAAGGUUCAGCCUAUCUUGAAUGUGAUUCUUGCAGCCUGCCGGCCUCUGACCAUAACAGAAUUAUAUCAUGCAGUAUGGACAAAAAAUAUGUCAUUAACCUUGGAAGACUUUCAACGCAAGUUAGAUGUCCUCUCCAAACUUCUUGUUGAUGGACUUGGAAAUACUAAAAUACUGUUUCACUACAGUUUUGCAGAGUGGCUCCUGGAUGUGAAACACUGCACUCAAAAGUAUUUAUGCAAUGCAGCAGAAGGACACCGAAUGUUGGCUAUGAGUUAUACCUGUCAAGCCAAGAAUUUAACACCAUUGGAAGCACAAGAAUUUGCAUUGCACUUAAUUAAUUCAAACUUACAGUUAGAGACAGCUGAGUUAGCUCUGUGGAUGAUAUGGAAUGGCACACCUGUCAGAGACUCCCUGUCUACUUUAAUACCCAAGGAACAAGAAGUGCUGCAGCUGUUGGUAAAAGCUGGUGCUCAUGUCAACAGCGAAGAUGAUCGCACAUCAUGCAUCGUCCGGCAGGCCUUAGAAAGAGAGGAUUCCAUUCGGACAUUAUUAGACAAUGGAGCUUCAGUAAAUCAGUGUGAUUCGAAUGGGAGAACAUUACUGGCUAACGCGGCUUACAGUGGCAACCUCGAUGUGGUGAAUUUACUGGUCUCUAGGGGAGCAGAUUUAGAAAUAGAAGAUGCUCACGGACACACACCGCUUACCCUGGCUGCUCGACAAGGACAUACCAAGGUGGUUAAUUGUCUGAUUGGUUGUGGAGCAAAUAUUAAUCACACCGAUCAGGAUGGCUGGACAGCAUUGAGAUCCGCAGCUUGGGGUGGUCACACCGAGGUGGUGUCUGCACUGCUUUAUGCUGGCGUAAAAGUGGACUGUGCAGAUGCCGACAGCCGAACAGCUCUGAGAGCAGCAGCCUGGGGAGGACAUGAGGAUAUUGUGCUGAACUUGCUCCAGCAUGGUGCUGAGGUCAACAAAGCUGACAACGAAGGCCGAACUGCUUUGAUAGCAGCUGCCUACAUGGGACAUAGAGAGAUUGUGGAACAUCUGCUGGAUCACGGAGCAGAAGUGAAUCAUGAAGAUGUCGACGGCAGGACUGCACUCUCUGUGGCUGCACUUUGUGUUCCUGCAAGUAAAGGACAUGCAUCAGUCGUUAGCCUUCUGAUUGAUCGAGGUGCUGAAGUGGAUCACUGCGAUAAAGAUGGCAUGACGCCCCUGCUGGUUGCUGCCUAUGAAGGACAUGUCGAUGUGGUUGAUUUGCUUCUAGAGGGGGGAGCUGAUGUUGACCACACGGAUAACAAUGGGCGUACACCCCUCCUAGCUGCCGCUUCUAUGGGUCAUGCCUCAGUUGUAAACACGCUUUUGUUUUGGGGUGCCGCUGUGGACAGCAUUGACAGUGAAGGGAGAACAGUGCUUAGCAUAGCUUCAGCCCAAGGAAAUGUUGAAGUAGUCCGUACUCUGCUGGACCGGGGCUUAGAUGAAAAUCACAGAGAUGAUGCUGGAUGGACACCUUUGCACAUGGCAGCUUUUGAAGGCCACAGAUUAAUAUGUGAAGCACUCAUUGAACAAGGUGCUAGAACAAAUGAGAUCGACAACGAUGGGCGGAUACCUUUCAUAUUAGCUUCGCAAGAGGGUCAUUAUGACUGUGUUCAAAUAUUACUGGAGAAUAAAUCCAACAUUGAUCAGAGAGGUUAUGAUGGAAGAAAUGCUCUGCGGGUUGCUGCAUUAGAAGGACACCGGGACAUUGUUGAACUGCUUUUUAGCCAUGGAGCUGAUGUUAACUACAAAGAUGCUGAUGGUAGGCCAACACUUUAUAUUUUGGCCUUAGAAAAUCAGCUUACAAUGGCUGAGUAUUUUUUGGAAAAUGGUGCAAACGUGGAAGCAAGUGAUGCUGAAGGCAGGACGGCACUUCAUGUCUCGUGCUGGCAAGGCCACUUGGAGAUGGUGCAGGUUCUGAUCACCUAUCACGCUGAUGUCAAUGCUGCUGACAAUGAAAAGCGUUCUGCACUGCAGUCUGCAGCCUGGCAGGGCCACGUAAAAGUGGUGCAGCUUCUCAUUGAGCAUGGUGCUGUGGUGGACCACACGUGUAAUCAGGGCGCCACCGCGCUCUGCAUUGCGGCCCAGGAAGGACACAUUGACGUUGUGCAGGUUUUAUUAGAGCACGGUGCUGAUCCAAACCAUGCUGAUCAAUUUGGACGUACUGCUAUGCGAGUUGCAGCCAAAAAUGGACACUCUCAGAUAAUUAAAUUAUUAGAAAAAUAUGGUGCCUCCAGUUUGAAUGGCUGUUCUCCAUCUCCUGUUCACACGAUGGAGCAAAAGCCUCUACAGUCAGUGUCUUCAAAAAUGCAGUCUCUAACAAUUAAAUCAAACAGCUCGGGCAGCACUGGUGGCGGGGAAGCGCAGCCUUCGUUACGCAGUUUACCAAACGGGCCAGCUCAUGCAUUCAGUUCUCCUUCAGAAUCGCCUGAAUCGACAGUUGAUCGGCAGAAGUCAUCAUUGUCAAAUAAUUCCUUGAAAAGCUCAAAAAAUUCAUCUUUGAGAACUACUUCAUCUACAGCAACGGCUCAAACAGUGCCAAUCGACAGCUUCCACAGCUUGUCAUUUACAGAACAAAUUCAGCAGCACUCGUUGCCGCGCAGUAGAAGUCGCCAGUCGAUUGUCUCCCCGUCUUCCACAACACAGUCCUUGGCCCAGAGCCAUCAUUCACCGAGUAGUGAGUUUGAGUGGAGUCAAGUCAAGCCCAGCUUGAAGUCAACGAAAACGAAUAAAGGGGGGAAAUCAGAAAAUUCCAACAAAUCUGGGUCAGCUGGGAAAAAAGCUAAACAAAAUAAUUCUUCACAGCCGAAGGUCUUGGAAUAUGAAAUGACUCAGUUUGAUAAAAGAGGACCCACAGCCAAAUCUGGGACCAGUGCACCAUCUAAGCCGAUGCCAGCAGAUUCACAGUGUAAAAUCAUGAUUCCUUCAGCUCAGCCAGAAAUAGGUCGAUCUCAACAGCAGUUCCUUAUUCACCAACAAAGUGGGGAACAGAAGAAGAGAAACGGAAUAAUGACAAAUCCAAAUUAUCAUCUGCAGAGCAACCAGGUUUUUCUCGGUAGGGUUUCAGUCCCACGGACAAUACAAGACAGAGGGCAUCAGGAAGUGUUAGAAGGAUACCCUUCCUCGGAGACGGAAUUAAGCCUUAAACAAGCUCUGAAGCUUCAGAUUGAGGGUUCUGACCCUAGCUUCAACUAUAAAAAGGAAACACCAUUAUAA
Messenger RNA from Budorcas taxicolor (takin), 4323 nucleotides. RefSeq names its product ankyrin repeat domain containing 50 (gene ANKRD50). Lineage: Eukaryota; Metazoa; Chordata; Mammalia; Artiodactyla; Bovidae. The record is from RefSeq and is a predicted model, not a curated record. The transcript has 3 exons. The coding region runs from base 1 to 4323 and encodes 1440 amino acids. Gene Ontology annotation, molecular function: protein binding.